AUGUGGACACUAUUGCUCGGUCUACUGUUCGCCAGCAAUAUUCUUGCCGCGCACAAGUUCCGAGCGCCUGAGGAUGGCUACCGGAAUCUCAUUGACCAACCCGCCUGGGAGCAGAUGCUGGCCAUGAUCGAUGCCAGCCGUAGUGCCCUCGAGAUAAUUGCCAAUACGAAAGAAGAGCCACAGCCACGUUCUUUCCGUGACCCGAAGUCGUUGAAGGAGUACCAAAACUGGCUGCGAAUCACUCAAACUUUCAAGGCUUUAUUUGGCGAUGUUGCCGACUUCCAAGAGCUGAAAAAGCGCGCAGCUGCGAUGAGAGCAGAGACCUACGACUGGCUCUUCUAUCGGAAUCGCGUCGAGAAAUCGAAUGGUCCCUCGUAUUGGAUUGUCUGCAAAGACGAUUGGAUCAAGUACAAGCCAAGCACAUUCAUGGACCCCAGAGAUAUCGAUAACGCGGACGAAGGUCGAUUUACGAUCGGCAGCCCUAACGCUAACAUACGCGGUCGGAAAAGUUUCGUGAACGGCGCGUACUACCUUCCCGGCUUGCCCAAUGACCGUUGUCUGUGGUGGGAAGAAGGUCUUUCCAAGCCAAACGAGGAUUAUCCCUUUUGCAAGCCAGGUGUCGGUGUCACAUCGAUACCGAGCAUGGGCAUCAUCAUUUGGUGCGAGGCUGGUCUUGAAGGGUCGAACUUGAACAUGCUCGACGUAGGGAGAGAUCUCGUUUCUGGUAAUCAAAUCGACGAUCGACUCUACAGCAAGUCGAUCGCACAAAAGUGGUUCAGAGAUUUAUUCAAGUACUGUCAACAACAUGAAUGGUACUGGGGCACUGGUCAGGCCGCAGCGACUCCAGAGACUGAACCCUUCACUCCGCACACGCCGAAAUCUCCCAUCAAGAAGUUCAAGACUAAGUGCAAGGACAUCAAGGACAAGUGCGGGCAGAAGUUGAAUUUCGGUGCGCUGGGCGGGAAGAAAGGCGAGACCUCGACGAACCCUUUCGGCCGACGGUUGGCAAGGAAGCGUGGUAACGGCAAAACAAUGCCUCUCGACGAUGAUGACCUCGCCGUUCACACGGUAACAAGCACGGAUUGCGAGAGCUGCGGGUUCGAGCCCAGGUGGGCGAAACGUGGUCUCGAUAGUUUCGACACUGACGACAUCGAUUUGGAGGCUUGA
Zasmidium cellare ATCC 36951 is the source of this 1167-nucleotide messenger RNA. RefSeq lists its product as uncharacterized. The coding region runs from base 1 to 1167 and encodes 388 amino acids. The transcript is spliced from 5 exons. The record is from RefSeq and is a predicted model, not a curated record. Lineage: Eukaryota; Fungi; Ascomycota; Dothideomycetes; Mycosphaerellales; Mycosphaerellaceae.